Messenger RNA from Echinostoma caproni, 384 nucleotides. The record is from the annotation of a GenBank genome assembly. NCBI's taxonomy places the organism in Eukaryota, Metazoa, Platyhelminthes, Trematoda, Plagiorchiida, Echinostomatidae.
AUGAAACCAGGCCUAAUAUUAGAUGAAAAAGCGAAGCACGAACGACGGGAGAAAAUCACACGCAAUCGACUAACUCGUUCUGGUGCAUUGAUUGGUUCCUCCUCUAGUUUGUCAUCGGUUUCACUUCCCGCCGCCGUCUCCGCUGCAGCACCACUCCCACCGCCGAACAUAAACUUGAAACCGGAUUCCUCGUCCAACGGGAAUUCCUUUCUUCUGUCCACUCCAGAUCCUACCGGUAUCGAUACCGGAACCGAUUCCUCGCAUAGUUUGGGUGAAUCGUUUGAUCGAAUGCUUUCACCUUCUGCGUCCUGUACAGGAUUACAACUCGGGGGACCCACAUCGACGGAUCACUGGCGCACUUACUUCGAUGGCUCGGUAGGUUUU